Coccomyxa subellipsoidea C-169 is the source of this 2421-nucleotide messenger RNA. RefSeq lists its product as hypothetical. Lineage: Eukaryota; Viridiplantae; Chlorophyta; Trebouxiophyceae; Coccomyxaceae. The transcript has 11 exons. The record is from RefSeq and is a predicted model, not a curated record. The coding region runs from base 1 to 2421 and encodes 806 amino acids.
AUGUCUGGUCUGCAGAGUCUGAUCACGAAGUCGCACCCCAUACAUAUCCGCAACGACGAUUCGAAGAAGCGGAAGAAGGCCUUGCCACCUCCUCCUUUGGAGUUCAAGCCUAAGGCGAAGGAUAAGACCAAGGAGGCAGCUAAUGACAAGGGCAAGGAGGGUGCAAAGCAGAAGGAUGCAGCCGCAGAGAAGGGGAAAGCCAAAGCAGCUGCAGCUGCACCAGCAAAGCAGCGACAGGUGCUCAAUGUGCCAAUCCACCAACCACAGCUGCAGCCGCCCCCGCCACCGCCGCCAAAGCCGCAGCCAAGCUUGCCCGCAGCAUCCUCCUGGGCCUCUGCAGCGCGGCAACCGGUGCCGGCAGCGGCUGCAGCAAAGCCCAAGGCGGCAGCCGCCAACGGCCCUGUCCGCGCUGUGUCCAUCUGGAGCUCGGACCAUCCAGACUCCCAGCCUCCCCCGCCACCGCCCAAGAAGGUGACAAUGCUGGUGGGAGGCGAGCUGGCAGAGCCGGAGGGCCCGCCAAAGAUUGGCAAGGCACAGAAGAAGAACCUGAAGCGGCUGGAGAAGAAGGCGCUGCAGAGGGCGGCCACAGACACCAGCGUUGCCUCCUCCGACAUCGUGUCAGACUUCUACCCAGAGACAAUUUCCGAGGCGGACAACGAGGUAGACACGCCGUCGGAGACGCGCGCUGGCGAGGGCAUGAGUCACCACCUGCAGAGCAAUGACUCGCGCGAGGAGGACUCCGGCGAGGGCUGCAGCGGCUCUGACGGCUUUGAGCCGCAGGCGAGCGAUCACCAGCGCUGCAUACAGGCACUGAUGGCGACCAAGGCGCGGUGGCUGCUGGGGCAGCUGCAGCUGCUGGGCUUCCCAGACUGGCAGUGCGCUGUGGCGGUGCUGCGCCACGGCAGCAACCUGCACGACGGCGUUGCCUUCCUGCUGGAGGACCACGUCACCAGCGAAGAGCAGAGCCGCGCCUACAUGGCCUGCGCCGUGGACUCCCCAGACAUCGACAUCUCCGAGGAGCUCCACAUGCUGGCAGAGGCGCAGAGCUGCCUGGGGCUGCCAAUGUCUGUCAUGGAGAGGGCUGUGGCGGACACAGAUGGCGACAUCCAAGCAGCGGUGGAUGCCCUGAUGGGACAGCCUGAUGUGUCCAAGGCAGCCGGCCUGCACUUGAGCCACAGCGAAGGGCCCUCGCACCCACAGAGCCACUCCUCUGAGGCAGCUUCCCAAUCAGAUACCAAGCAGCGGCGCUCCUCAGCAGACACCACGAAGUACAGCAGCAUUCCUUUCCAUUCCAGCCAACCCACACCUGCCGAGCACAGCACCGGAUCCCCCAGUGCAUGGGGAGGCCACCCCAGCCAAGCACCGCCCCACCUGCCGAAUGGAAACCACGCAGGGCCAUAUCCCUGGAGCGCCCAGCAGCAGCAGCAGCAGCAGCAGCAGAGGGAGGUCACAGGGCCUCCCCUCAGCUAUGCAUCGUGGCACAAGCAGGCGGCCGACCCGUCGCCGUUCGCAGCCGCCGCGCUGCAGCCGCCGCCGCCGCCGCCGAAGCAUGCGCCUCUGUCGCCGCCGCUGCCGCGGACGGUGGAACUGCCGGCCACUCUGGAGCCUCACCUGCAGCUGGACCUGGGGGCGUUUGUGCCUGCUGGCAGCGCCGGCCUGCUGUCGACCAAGCUGGGGCAGCUCUAUAUGGACCCCAGCUCCGCAGGCUUCAUGCAAGCCAGCCAACAGCAACAGCAGCUGCCGCAGCAUCCUGAGCAUGGGGACCUGCCUCUGGGAAGCCGCCUCUCCAGCUACACGUCAGCUGCCAGCCGCUCUGCCACGCCCAAAGCAGCCGCUGCAGACUGCUCCUCCUGGAAUGGCUCCAUGGACAGCAGCGCCAGCUAUGCGGCUACUCAGGCUCUGGCCGCGCAGGGGCUGGGCCAGGCGAUGCCGAGCCUGUCGAGUUUCAGCAUGUUCAGCGGCGCGUCGGGCCCGCCGGCCGCGCGCGGGGCCGACAUGUGGGGCUCCUCUGGAGGUUCCUCCCAGAUGGCCAACCUGGAGCGCUACAACCAGCUGCUGCAGCAGUCGCCCGGCCCAGGCAGCGGCCGCUCCUCCCUCGACUCCUCCCAGGCACCCUUCCCAGGCAUCGUGGCAGCUGCGCAGCGGCAAGCCUACCUGCCAUCUCUGUCCCCCGGGACCACAGUGAGCCAGGCCAGCGCCUACGCAGGCUCUCACCCGGUCCAGCCGCAGGCGGCCGCCUGGGGCAUGCUGCCCAUGCACAGCAGCGCGCAGCUGGGGUCUGAUGCUCCGGAGGCGGCGCUGCUUGCUGCGGCGGCUGUGGCGGCCGACGUGGAGCCUCGGCGCGGCGACGGCGGUGGCCGCGACACCUCAGAUGCUGACCUGGAACUGGACUCCCUCAUGGCCACCCUCAUGUGCACCUGA